AUGCCUAAGGAAAACUUAAGAGUAGUACUACCUCCAACUCAAGAUUCAAUAUCUAUUGUUGAUGGGGAUGAUGUGUCCUUAGUUGAUGACACUACCAACUUUGAGAGACCAAUAGGUAGGAAGGCCGAAAAGGCCAAUCGAAAGAAAAAGGCUAGUGGGAAAGAUGUUGGAGAAUACUUGGUAAAGAAUAUGAAAGUUAUUGAGGACUUACAAGAACAAGAAAAAGAGAGUCUCUGCAUCAAAGUGGAAAGUGUUCGAUUGGAAGAGUUGAGGGAUAAGGAAAGAAUUCAAUUGGAAGAGUUGAGAGAUAGGGAUAUAGUUCGAGUUGAGGAAAAAAGAAUUCAAUUAGAGGAGGAAAGAAUUAGAAAUGAAAGAGAAAAGCUUCGUAUCAAAAGUAUGAUAGAGGAUGAGAGAAUUAUGAGUUUGGACACAAGUGACAUGUCCGGAGCACUAAAACUUUUUUAUGAACAACUCCAAGAGGGAAUCCUUGCAAGACAAGCGUCAACAAUUGACAUUUGUCGAAAUGGUGACAAAAAGCUUGGGUUAUCUUCCUUUCAAAAGAUCACUGCUGCACUCAAGAUGCUUGCGUAUGGAGUAACGGGUGAUUUUAUCGAUGAGUAUGUGCGGAUUGGAGAAACCAUUGCCCUACAGAGUUUGGAAAAAUUUGUUACUGCUGUGGUUGAUAUUUUCUUUGAUGAAUAUUUGAGGAAGCCAAAUAAUGAAGACAUUGCUAGAUUAUUGGCCCAUGGCAAAAGGUUACCUGGGUCAAAUAAUGAUAUUAAUGUAUUAGAACGGUCACCUAUAUUUUCUAAGCUAGCACAAGGACGUGCUCCUCCAUUUAAUUACUCAAUCAAUGGUAAUAACUUCACAAUGGGAUAUUACCUUGCUAAUGGAAUAUAUCCAAAGUGGGCAACAUUUGUGAAGACUAUUCCAGCUCCACAAGGAGAAAAAAGAAAAUUAUUUGCAAAAGCCCAAGAGGCAUAUAGGAAAGAUGUUGAGCAUACAUUUAGAGUACUACAAGCACGAUUUGCAAUUGUUCAUGGACCUGCAUGA
Messenger RNA from Quercus lobata, 1053 nucleotides. RefSeq lists its product as uncharacterized. Lineage: Eukaryota; Viridiplantae; Streptophyta; Magnoliopsida; Fagales; Fagaceae. The transcript has 4 exons. Bases 1 to 1053 code for a protein of 350 amino acids. The record is from RefSeq and is a predicted model, not a curated record.